Messenger RNA from Sordaria macrospora k-hell, 1314 nucleotides. RefSeq lists its product as uncharacterized. Gene Ontology annotation, biological process: cytoplasm to vacuole targeting by the Cvt pathway; intra-Golgi vesicle-mediated transport. Gene Ontology annotation, cellular component: COG complex. NCBI's taxonomy places the organism in Eukaryota, Fungi, Ascomycota, Sordariomycetes, Sordariales, Sordariaceae. The record is from RefSeq and is a predicted model, not a curated record.
AUGGCAGAUCUCCUUUACGACCUGCUGUCCCCUUCCUCAGGGGAUCCAUCCUCGAGGCCGGCACCCGAUCCAAGCUCCCUCGAGUAUCUAACCAGUCUCUCAUCACAACCCCUCACAGCCCUGGAGACAACCGAGCCACAAGCACUCGCCCAGACAUCACACGGCCUCCUCCUCUCCAUCCAGUCUCUUUCCAAAAAGUCUCACAAGCAAGUCAUCGAAUCAGCAACCCACCACUCCACCCUCCGAACCAGCCUACCUGCCCUAGCCGCUAGCACCGCCGACCUACGACAUUCCAUCCCCAAGCUCGAUCAUGAAGCCGUCCGCUUUUCGACCAACUACAGUAAAUCCAGCGAAAGUGAUGUCCUUCUCCGACGCAAGAAGGCGCUUUUGCUCUCUCGAAAUGUUGAGCGGCUCGUCGACGUGCUGGAGCUGCCCAACCUUCUCUCGACAGCCAUCUCCACCGCUCCCGUCAACUACUCAUCUGCCCUCGAUCUGAAUGGCCACAUUCGCCGUCUCCACUCCCUUUACCCAGACUCACCCCUCGUCACCUCCAUCGCCGCCCAGGCCGACGAAGCUAUGCGCACCAUGGCCGCCAACCUCAUCCAAAGUCUCAAGUCCCCAGGUCUCAAACUGGCUGCUUCGUUACGCACAAUCAGUUGGCUGCGUCGCGUCUUGCCGGACCUGGAAGCCGCCGGCACAAGCAAGGGACACGACUCCCAGGAACGGGUGCUCGGCGCCCUCUUCCUAGUCUGCCGACUAACGACGCUGGUGAACAUGCUCGACGCUCUGGAACCGUUACGCGACUUGGCAGACCAAGAAAAGGCAAGGCAAAAAGCGAUUGGGAGUGGGAACGCGUGGUCCGGCGGUCAGCAAACGGAGCGGUAUCUCAAACGCUACAUUGAGAUCUUCCGUGAGCAGAGUUUCGCGAUUGUGAGCAUGUUUAGGAGCAUAUUCCCUCCUGCUGCCCCAACGGGGAAUGGAAAGGAGGGUUCUGAUGAUCCGUCAAAGCAAGAAGAUGCGCUGGAACCGAUGCCGGCUGCGUUGGCGACGUUUCCGCUGCAUUUGGUGGAUAUGUUGUUGGAGACACUGAGACUGUAUCUGCCAACGGUGAAGGACCAGGCGUCGAGGGAUAGUCUGCUGACGCAGGUACUCUACUGUGCCGGCAGCUUGGGAAGGCUGGGAGGUGACUUUGGGCUGUUUUUGGCUAGUCUAGAUCUGGGGCCGGAAGCGGAGGAAGAGUGGGUGGAGGUUGUGAAGAGACAUCGGGCUCUGGCUGGGAGGCUGGAGUCGAUUGUUGGCGAUCAGAAGAAGUAA